Molecule: messenger RNA, 942 nt
Organism: Pisolithus orientalis
Lineage: Eukaryota; Fungi; Basidiomycota; Agaricomycetes; Boletales; Pisolithaceae
Product: RNA 3'-terminal phosphate cyclase domain-containing protein
Exons: 10
Coding region: 1-942 (313 amino acids)
Biological process (GO): endonucleolytic cleavage of tricistronic rRNA transcript (SSU-rRNA, 5.8S rRNA, LSU-rRNA); ribosome biogenesis
Cellular component (GO): nucleolus
Molecular function (GO): RNA endonuclease activity
Source: RefSeq, a predicted model, not a curated record
AUGGCAUCCGUGAUUAGUUACAGUGGUCACCAAUACCUCAGACAGCGUCUGGUACUGUCUAUCCUCAGUGGGAAGCCGGUUCGCAUAGACAAGAUCAGAUCAGAGCACGAAAAUCCUGGUUUAACAGAUUAUGAGGUCAGCCUCUUACGACUACUGGAAAAGGUGACAAAUGGAACCGUCAUAGAGAUUUCUGUGACCGGUACCGCUGUUCUGCUGAAACCUGGAGUUAUAACCGGCGGCUCUGUCACCCAUGACUGUCCACUAUCACGCGCGAUAGGAUACUUUCUAGAACCUUUGGUCAUGCUAGGACCUUUCUCCAAGAAGCCAUUCCACCUCACUUUGCGAGGCAUCACUACGGACCAGGAUGACCUCUCCGCGGACCUAAUACGCACCGUCACUCUACCGCAUCUGCAACUAUUUGGUAUUUCGGAGGGUCUUGAAUUGCGGAUAAAGAGGCGCGGAGCGCCUCCCGGUGGAGGUGGAGAAGUGCAGUUUCUCUGCCCGGUAGUUAAACAAGUUAAAACCUUGAACUUCGUCGAACCAGGAAAAAUCAAGAGGAUACGAGGAAUAGCCCACGCUGUGCGCGUAAGCCCACAGUUCUCCAAUCGUAUGAUCGAUGCUGCCCGUCUUACGACCUCUGCGGUACACUGCGCUGAGGCUGUUUCGCAGCCAGGUGGGACUCCCGAAGACGUUGCACUUCUUGCAAGCCGUGCUCUUCUAUCAGAGAUACGACAAGGGGGAUGUGUACUGUUGAUGAUGGUACUUGGAAGUGAAGAUGUUGGACGCUGCAGGAUGGGCGAGCCAACAGUGCGAACAGUUCAAUUUCUUCGAGAUAUCAGGGACUUCUUUGGAACGUCCUUCAAAAUUACCCGUCAGUGUACGGAACUGAUGUAUUCCUGCUACGGGACUGGCUAUGUCAACGUCAACCGAACGCUCGCUUAG